Molecule: messenger RNA, 1327 nt
Organism: Sclerotinia trifoliorum
Lineage: Eukaryota; Fungi; Ascomycota; Leotiomycetes; Helotiales; Sclerotiniaceae
Source: the annotation of a GenBank genome assembly
UAGCACUGGGAAUAAAUAAAUUCGUUAGAUUAAUUGCCAUCUAGACUCAAUGCUGAGCAAUUUCACGGUGUUGAGGGGUGAAGAUGGAAAAACACCGAGUUGGCGGAUGAAGGCUUAUUUCUCUAGGUCCAUAUCUCCUGCACAAGUCGUGCUUGGAAACAUAUAUAAAGAGUAGAAGAUCUACCCGAUUAUCGAGAAUUCUGGCCCAAACACCAUCUGUUAUUUCUGUGAGACUUCUUGGCAUAAAGAUAAUCAUCAUCAUCAUGAAGACAUCUAUCACACUUCUUCUUUCCUCGAUCGCAGCCCAGGUAUGCGCGACCCCGACCUUGUACCUGGCUGGUGAUUCUACUAUGGCGCUUGGUGGCGGUGGAACUGGCACUCAGGGUUCGUACUAUAUUCUCCGUACCAAAAAUCAUAUAUGCGGCUGGAGAAUAUCAGCUAACAUGGUUUACGCAUAGGCUUCGGUGAAUAUCUCAAGUACAGCUUGAAGGGUAUCAAUGUCGUGAAUGAUGCUAAGGCCGGACGCUCCGCUCGCUCGUAUUAUAACGAGGGGAGAUUUACCACAUUGGCUGACUCUGUUGUUGCCGGGGAUUAUGUUCUUUUGUAUGUGUCCAGCCAGCAUCUUAUCACCCACCCAUGUAUACGUACUGAUAAAUAUCGCAGUGAAUUCGGUCACAACGAUGGAGGAUCUCUAAGCACGACUGAUAAUCUCCGUACCGAUUGCUUCGGAGGCGGUUCCGAAACAUGUAUUUCUCCCGUUACAGGGGAAACCGUGUAUACAUAUGUUUUCUACCUCUUACAAGCAGGGUCCGUAACACCUUAAUCCCUACUAUUCCUUCCCCCACUUAUCAGAAACCCUAAUUAACAACCUGUCCCCUUAACAGAAAACUCAUCACAGCAAAGGGUGCACACCUAAUCAUCGCCUCCCCCACACCCGAUAACCCUUGGGAAACCGGCACCUUUGGGUACUCCUCGCCCCGUUUCACCGGCUACGGAAAAUCUGUCGCUACCACGCUCGGCUCCCUUGCUUCGUUCGUGGAUCAUGGUCUAUAUACUGCCAAUAUUUUCCAAUCCCUUGGAGCUAGUACUGUUGAUUCAUUCUAUCCAAAUGAUCAUACCCAUACUAGUCCCGCUGGUGCGAAUGUAGUAGCAGCUGCGUUUAUGAAGGGCUUGAUGUGUGGAGGUAGUGCAUUGAGUGCCUACUCGAAGAACUCGACCAGUAGCAUUGCGGGAAGUUGUGCUUAGAUCAGUGAUAGGGGUUACUACAUAGCAAAAACAAUGCUGUAAGAGAAUAAAAUGAUUAUUAAAUUAAUGAAAGCUGAGAUUC